AUGGAUACUGACGAAGCACAUAUUGCUGGCGACUUCUUUCUGCAUUCAAUAGCAAGCGAGCCGUCCCGACGUCGAACAUUCAUCGAAUAUUUCCAUCGUUUUAUCUCACCAGAAACAAUCAUUUAUAUUCAGUAUUGUUUAUUACGCGUGCCAUUUGUACUUAUCUAUGAUUAUUUAUUUACCGAGAAAUUCUCCAAGUUAUUCGAAACUUUUUUCAAAUAUUUAAUCGAUUUGACCGAGAACGAGGGUUCUUCAUUGACAAUCAUGACAAAUUAUAUACUACAGAAAAGUCCAUUUCUUCCGCUGAUUCAAUUGCUUCUUAGUCUUUUAGUACCGAUUCUAGGACUGAUUCUCUUGAUACUUUUACUCUUAUGUUCUGAUCGACAUCUUGUGAUAUUCUACAGUUAUACAAUAUCGUUGCUUGUAAUUUAUUUUGAUUAUCAAAUGAGUUGUAUAACUGACAGUCAAACAUCGUCAUCAAUCAACAUGUAUGUUCUUCAGUUUUUGUUAUCAUCAAUUUACAUUCAAAUGCUCAACAUACGUCCACGUGUUCGUUCGUAUACGAUUCAAACAUAUUUAUGUCAUUUCGCGCCGUUUGUAUUAAUUCUAACAAGGUAUUUGAUCUCCACGAAAUAUGACCAUCAGUUAUUGAAAUCUUAUUAUUUGAUCUGGACAGUUGCUCAUCUGACUGAACUAUUUGUUUGUCAUAAACAAACCAUUGUGAACUACAUACGAGUCGAUUUCAUUCAGGAUUUAUAUCAUCUUUAUGAGAACCUCGGUUUCCAAACGUUGAUCAAUUAUCUUCAAACACGAAUAUACGUUUCGACAUUAUUGAAGAUCUUUUGGUUAGCAAAAAUCUUCGUUUUACCGUUGUGCAUACGGAACAUUUACUCGAAUCCGUACAUAGCAAAUGUAACAUUAAAUCUGAAUAUGACAAGCUCGGAGGAGAAUGUGACGGUGGUGAACAAAGAGAUGCUGUACAAUGAAACAACAAUAAAAACGAUUUAUUAUACAAGUUUGUUUUAUGGAACGGAGACGAUGUUCACUUUGAUAAGUUUAGCAUGUCUGGUUUCUCAUAUAAUGAAGAGCAUUUCUCAUCGUUUAUUUCGUCUUCUUCAGCUCUGGACCGAAGAUGUUGAACAAAUUGGCACAGUUGUUGGUGUCAUGUUUUUUCUCUUAUUAUUUCAAUCGAAUAUCACACGACUAGAACUCAAUCGCCGACAUGUUCCAUUACUAAAAGCAUUUAGUUUAUUAAUCGUCGCGCUUUUUCAUUUUCUACAUACGAUUCUCGAGCCUCAAUUACUUAAAGUAGCAAUGCAAACAAUGACGACAAAAAUGGCGUUUAAUCAAACGAAUGAACCUAGUCAAGAAGAAGAAAAACAAGAUUUCACCAAUUCCUCGCCUUCGAUCCUUCGUUCAUAUCAACACCGGCAUGUUUAUAUCUGUGCCUCAAUCUUAUGCUUAAUAAUUCUUUAUAUAAUCAUCCUUUGGCGUUUAACAACCUUUUCUACUUGGUUACUUGCUGUCACAGCAUUCUCUUUAGAGCUCAUUGUCCGUCUCAUUGCUUCACUUGCUCAAUAUACAGUCUAUGUUCUCGAUGCACACAAUCGUUUGUCGAAUGUCGAUUCAUUCGAUGAAUACAUUUUCCGUAUCAAAGCCGUCACUUCCUGUUUUGAAUUUCUACUCGGUGUUUUCCUACUGCUUAAUGGUUUUUAUAUCUUAUGUUUUGAAUCACGUGGUGCAUUACGUGCUCUAAUGCUCGCCAUUCACGCACAUUUGAAUAUUAUUAAAAAUCUACGGCGUGGUUGGCAAAUCUUUCAGAAUCGUAAAUCAGCUUGGAAUAACGUUACUCAACUACCAUUGGCCACUAAUGAACAGAUCGAAGAGUAUAAUGACAUAUGUUCUAUAUGUCAUAAUACGUUAACGUCGGGUGUUGCUUGUGUGACUCCAUGUGCUCAUAUAUUUCAUCAGAAGUGUUUACAAAAGGCGUUUUAUGCGACACAAAAUUGUGCUUUAUGCUCGCGCCCAAUUAUUAUUGAACGAAAUCAACAUCAGGACUGA
Adineta ricciae is the source of this 2061-nucleotide messenger RNA. NCBI's taxonomy places the organism in Eukaryota, Metazoa, Rotifera, Eurotatoria, Adinetida, Adinetidae. The record is from the annotation of a GenBank genome assembly.